Molecule: messenger RNA, 2808 nt
Organism: Doryrhamphus excisus (bluestripe pipefish)
Lineage: Eukaryota; Metazoa; Chordata; Actinopteri; Syngnathiformes; Syngnathidae
Gene: lgals3a
Product: lectin, galactoside binding soluble 3a
Biological process (GO): positive chemotaxis; monocyte chemotaxis; eosinophil chemotaxis
Cellular component (GO): nucleus; immunological synapse; cytoplasm
Molecular function (GO): disaccharide binding; laminin binding; IgE binding
Source: RefSeq, a predicted model, not a curated record
AACUCGAGCGAGUGAGUCUAUGUUGGUGAGCAGAACAGGAAGUGUAAAGGAGAGCUAAUUUGUAUGAUGUCAUAUUUAUACAAUUGCAGUUAGAGUAGCAGUUGCGCAAUUAAUGCCAUGUCACUGUCAUUUCCCUGUUAAUUUAGCGAGCAGCGGCAGGGUAAAUGAAAGUGUUAGAAAAGACGAUACCCACGAGUCUCAGUUCAAUUUAAAAAAAAAACUCGCGAGUUUUGAACGACUCGGUCAAUACUCGACCGUCACUCGCGCGCACCUCCUGUUUGAAGAGUCGCUGCUCGUGCACGCCGCGCUAGCUUGUUUGUAGUUCUACUUCAGCCUGCCGAGGCGAAGCUAGCUUGCGGCCUAUACACUUGUUCCUCUCGGCUUUCACUUUUAACAGACAAGACUCGGGGUUUUCAUCCGGUCAUGGCAGAUUUCUCUCUGUCAGACGCUUUGGGAGACAGCACCCCUAGCCAGGCCAAAACACAAGGCAACACCAACCCAUCCGCUCCUGCCAACAAUCCUCCACAUUCUUCCAACCCGGGAUGGCCCGCCUCUGCCCCCGGAGCGCCCACCCAGCCCUCCGCUCCCUCCGGUUACCCGGGUGGAUGUGGUCCGGGCGCUCCGGGUCCCUUCCCGUUCCCGUCCAGCCCUGGAGCCCCAGGCCACUACCCGGGACCUCCCUCGGCACCUGGUGGUUUCCCGUCUGCUCCUGGCGUACCUGGACAAUAUCCCCCAGCGCCUGGGGCUCCAGGGCAGUAUCCUUCUGGUCCUGGAGCACCAGGUCAAUUCCCUGGGGCUUAUCCACCUGAAGGAGCUCCGGGACAGCUUCCCGGAGGCCCCGUUUCUUAUCCAUCUGGACCCUUCCCCUCUGGUCCUGGAGCGCCUCCUGGGCCUUAUCCAAACAUGCCUCUCCCAGGUAACUACCCCCCUGGUGGUAACGGUAUGUACGGACCAGGGGGUCCGGGGGCUUUCCCUCCUCCAGCCGGUCCAGGCUCUUUCCCAGCAUUCCCUGGUGCAGGCUUUCCCCCUAUUCCUCCUGGAUCAUGGGGGUCAGCAGGUGGAGGUUUCCCACCUGCCCCAGGCCCCUUCGGUCCUGGUGUCGGCCCUGCGGGUUCUCCAGGAAACAUGCUGAUGAUGCCGUAUGACCUCCCACUCCAUGCUGGAAUUCUUCCCCGUCUUGUCAUCACAAUUGUUGGGGAGCCUCUUCCUGCCGCUAACCGGUUCCACAUUGACUUCAUCAAAGGACCAGACGUGGUCUUUCACUUAAAUCCUCGAUUUAGCGAGCAGACGAUCGUUAGGAAUUCCAACAUUGGCGGAUGUUGGGGGCCGGAGGAAAGGGGCGGACAUUUCCCAUUUGUUCCUGGUCAACGUUUUGAGCUGAAGAUCCUGGUGGAGGAGGACAUGUUCAAGGUGGCCGUAGACGGCAGCCACCUGCUUGAGUACGAGCACCGCGUGGGCGGCCUGGAGGACGUCACCCUGCUGCGGGUGGUCGGCGACGUCGUCCUCUACAGCGCGUCGCCCAGCAUGAUCUGAUGCGCUCGCAGCACCCAGGACGAACUCAAGCGCUCUUAAAGUAUUUGAAAACCCUCAAACAUGCGAUGCACGCCUUUUGAUGGAAUCCCCAAAUCAGCAGAGAUUGAAUCUUUCACACUUUUUUUUUGUAUACGUUGCAGCAGAUCAUCACACUCGGACACAUUCAUGCGUCCCAAACAUUUCAUCAUCUCAUCACAUCAAAGUAGAAUAGAAGACCAUGUCCUCCUCAGCACUUCGUAUCCACGGUCUACAGCGUUGGAGCUUAAGGAGGUUCUACAUGCACAUGCAAAAAUAAGAAUUCAAGUGAAAUAGGCUGAGAUGGGGAAGAAGAGGAAGACGCAGGAUGGUCCAACAGAGUCACCUUGAAGCUCCAUUGAUCCACUGAACGAUGGUAGUGGUGGAAAACAUCUCAGAUGGGAUCUUCUUGUCAUGCCAGUAACAUCGGAUGGACCGUCUAGGGAGAAGAACACUUUCUUCCACUUUUAAAUGUCCAAACUUUGGAGGAGACCAGGCCUUUUGAAGAUGUUUCUUCUCUAGCGGGUGACAUCUGACGGUCAUGGGGCCGCACUCUGCACCAGUAUCAAGUUUCAUUUGGGUUCAGGAUGGUCCCGGGUCUUGACGGACAGCCAAUGGGAUCCCCCCGGCUCAUUUCUGGACUUUUUAGUUCCAUGAGCCUCAGGAUGUUUGUGAGAGGUUGGAAGCUCCAAGCUGAGCAGCGAUGCCUUGCUUAACAAUCUCACCUUGUUCAGCCUAUUUCACCUGAAUGCUUCUUUUUAAUUCAUCUUUUCUGCAUUUUCAAUCUCUUCUUAGAACCUCCUUUAGAUCCAACAAAAUGUCCAUUUUGGACUGUAUUAGGAUAUGUCAUACUGCUGUCAGACCGGUACUCCCUACCAGGAAGUUGAACACCAUAUAUCUGUCAUCCGUAAUAUGUAUAGCUUCACGCCGUUAUAUGCUUUCUAUUCAAAUCAGGAAUUGUAUCAUUUGCACGCAUCCGUGGAAAGCCACGUAUUACCCUUUCACUCCAUGCUAACUUCUAAAUGAAUGUGCUCUUCAGGGUUGCUGAAGAUGAUCGGUGGAGGCCGGGACAUAUCUUCAACAGCCAACAGAUACUGUCUGACCCGUUUUCAAAAUAGGUUGGACAAUUAACUGAAAUAAAAAAAAAAUGUGUGAGUGAGUUAUUCACAGACGAUCCUGCUCCUCUUGACACACUCAUUGUUCAUUACCCGCAACAAACAAUAUAAACAGUACAUUGAAACCUAUUUAAUAAGCUUCUAU